AUGUCACAAUUCUGGGAUUGCAACUGCAAUUGAAUGAAAACCAGCAUACAAACAGACACCCCAGGACCGAGGUUGGGAACCACUGGAUUAGACCAUAAUAAAAAGCUUCAUAUAGUGACAUAAAAAGACACAAGAACAGUCUUCAUCAGCCAGUAGCUCAGUAACCAAACUUAAAUACAAAUAAUUGAGCCAUUCAAAUAAUUAUGAGAUGCUGUCAUGAAAUCCAGAAACAUAUAUGGUUAUUUAUCCCAACUUUGUAAUAUUUUGUUAUAUUUUCCUACUGUAGCAAAAUGAGCUAUUGAGCUAUUGUAUGAGCUAUUUAUAGAAAUGGUUAUCUGCUCUUCCUGUAUAUAGAAAGAAAGACAGCAAAAAGAGAGAGACCGAGGCGGAGACAGACGGACAGAGAGAGGGAGAGGGAGCAGAUACAUGCAUGUUAAAUGACAAAAUAUUAACCAAAUAUCAGAAUUUCUGCGUUCUCCUGCUAGUUCUGCCCCUCUUCUCCUUCUUUUCUCUCAGUGGUUAAGGUUUGACUAGCCCAAAUGGGUGAGGUAUUUUAUUCAUCUAUGAAGUUCAAGAAGAACUUGAGGCAGGGGACUGCAGCAACUCAGGAUGAAGGCGUAACCUAUUCUGAGGUCAAAAUCAUCAACCCUACCACCUCCAACACGGUGUGCCACUGUGGUUCAGCAGUGACCACAGAGAAGAGUGGACAAAGCUCACACCCCUACAGACGGGCUGCAGUGUGUCUGGGGCUGCUGUGUGCUCUCUUAUUGGCUGCCACAUUAGUCCUGUGUGUCCUCUAUAUGCGUGUUGGAGAAGACAGUGCCCUACAUCAGAAUGAUAUGACAGUAGAAGGGGUUGUGGAACAGUUCAGGGCCAACUGUAGCAUCCAGACUAAAGAUGAGGACCAGCUACAGACCUUUUACAAUGUAAUGACUGAAGACAAGGGCCAGCUACAGGAAAACAUCAAGAAAUUGGCUGAGGACAAAGGCCGGCUGCAAAAAAACUACAACAAAUUGGUUGAGGAGAAGGACCAACUACUGAAGAGCUACAACAAAUUAACUGAGGACAAGGACCAACUACAGAAAAAAUACAAGGCUAUAACCGAAGACAGUGGUCAGCUACAGAAAAACUGCAGCACUCUGUCAAAAGAAAAGAGCCAGCUACAAGCAGACUACAAUACCCUGGACAAAGACAAGAAGCAGCUAGUUGCAGAUUACAAUGCUCUGGCUAAAGAAAAGAGCCAGCAGGAAAGAGACUACAGCACCUUAGAGACAGAAUGCCAAACUCUGACCAAUGAGAAGAAAAGGACUGAGGAAGAAAGGAAGACACUACAACAACAACUGGAAGAAGAAAGGAACACGUUUCAAAAAUGGAACCGUACUUUUACGGUUGUGCUGGAGAACAAAAAACACAAGGAACAGCUGCAGAGAGACUUUGAUGCAGUGUUGGCGAAAUCCCCCGUUCUGGAUCAGUACUGUCCACUCAGCUCACAAAAGAGAAUGUGUAAACCGUGUCCACAGGGCUGGGAGCAGUUCUACUCCAAGUGUUACUACUUCUUUACUGAGAGAAAGACCUGGACGGACAGUCGCAGUGACUGCAUUAAAGAAGGGGCUGACCUGGUAGUUAUAAAGAGUGAAGAGGAGCAAGAGUUCAUCACCAGAUACACUAGGGAUUAUAACUGGAUUGGACUGAGUGACUUGGAAACUGAGGGUACCUGGCUCUGGGUGGAUGGAACCACUCUGCUGAAAGGAUUCUGGAGAAGUGGACAGCCAGAUGAUCAUUUCUGGUUUGACAGUCGUACACAGUACCAAGAUGCAGACUGUGCAGUUACUGUGCCUGGUGAGAAUGCAUGGAUGGACACACACUGCUAUUCGUACCGCAGGUUUAUCUGUGAGACUGAUGCUCUGCUCUUUUAAAACGUCCUUUAAUUAGCAAUGACGUAAAGCUGAUGCCAAAUGGGAAAUAAUGUUUUAUGCCGGAACAUGUUUAACCAUUUUCUCAUUUUGUAAGAUGCUGAAAAUUUCUAAACAGUAUAACCAGACUAAAACUGUGCCUAUGUUUGAGAGCUGUGCCAAGGGCACAAAAUGGUGGCUGGCUAAAAAUGUUGAUUGCCUUCCAUUUUAUGAACCAUAUGCCCAUACUGUAGUAUGAAAUAUUGUAAUAUAAAUCUGUGCUCACCAAUGUUUGCAUGUACAUGUUGCCAUUUUGCAGAUGCUCUUAUCCAGAGCAGAUUACACAGAAUAUAUUCAUAUAAAAUUCAUUUAUACAGCUGGUUAGUUUGAUCAAAGCAAUUCAGUUUGAGAGCUUUGCUGAAGAGCACAGCACCACCACCCCAAUCAGGAAUCAAACCCACAACAUUUGGGUUAACAGCCAGCUUCCAAACCAUUAAAUGACACUACAACCCUUCAAACAGGGGUCCCAUCUACACUACAGCUCUUCAGUCAGGGACCCCACCUACACUACCAACAUUCAAUCAGGGGCCCUGCCUCCUCUAUAGCCCUUCAAUCAGGGGCCUUACUGAGACCACAGCCAUCCAAUUAAGGGCCCCACUGAAACCACAGCCCACCAAUCAGGGGACCCGCCUACACUACAGCCCUCUAAUAAGGGGACCCAAAUCAUCUGCAGAAAAGGUCAAUUCUGGACACAUUAGUGAUCCCUCAGUGCCUUAUGGACUGAUAAUAAUGUAUCAUUGUGCCGGGCUGUUUUUAAGCAUUCAUGUUAAUUACACAUUCCCGCUGCUUAAAGGUAUUUGUAAUCAAUCUUACAAGGCCCCUAAAAAUUGUAUGUGCUGCAGCCAAAAAAAAA
This is a messenger RNA of Anguilla anguilla (European eel), 2805 nucleotides long. Its product is annotated as CD209 antigen-like. NCBI's taxonomy places the organism in Eukaryota, Metazoa, Chordata, Actinopteri, Anguilliformes, Anguillidae. The record is from RefSeq and is a predicted model, not a curated record. The transcript is spliced from 7 exons. Bases 540 to 1916 code for a protein of 458 amino acids.